AUGUCAAUAACUGUUUCGACCUGCCAAUAGAUUUGUUAAUCCCCUUUGAACCUUAGUCCUUCAAAGAAUUUGUGGACUUUCUCCAAAUCAGAGAGAUUUGGCAAAUUAGCCAAUCCCACAUUUUGCUAAUAAGCAUUUUACAAUCUUCCCGCAAUGAUAGAAAAAAGAUCAGCAGGAAUUGGCAAAGGCAGCAAGAUUGAUUUCACCAAAGUGGUUGUUCCAAGUCCCUCUCCUUAGCAAUAUGAUUUGGGCAGUGAUGUUUAAAAUAAUCUGAAAAAGAACAAGGGAUAUAAAUUUGGUGUGAGUAGAGAUAAAAUGGCCAGCACAGGCAUUCUUGGUACCCUAAAUCUCAAGACUCCAGCACCUGGAACUUACGACUUGGGAAACACAUUGAGUGAUAUUAGAUACACUAUGAGACCUAAACCAUAAAAAAGCUCAUUAAUCUCUAAUGCCAAAGUCCCAGGACCAGGAUAAUAUGAAUCAUUACCAGCUAUCAAUGAAAAGGGGAGAUAUCCAAUCUCAAAAUAUAACAAUUCGUGUGCUACUUUAUUCAAUCCAAAAUCAUCAAAAAGAUUUACCACUGAUUAUUCUACUAAAGUACCAGGUCCAGGAUAAUAUGGACUUGACAAGACAGGAAUCCAAUAAGAUGGCAGAUAUUUUGUAUCCAAAUUCCACGACUCGAAUGUGAGAAGCUUUCCUAAAGAAGCCAGGAGAACAGGAUCUAAUGAAAAAAAUUAAACACCUGCUCCUGGCAAUUAUAGAUUGCCAUCUGAAUUUGGCUAUUACGAGGCUAGCAAAAGCGUUGGACACACUGAACCCAAAUGA
This is a messenger RNA of Paramecium tetraurelia, 825 nucleotides long. RefSeq lists its product as uncharacterized. NCBI's taxonomy places the organism in Eukaryota, Ciliophora, Oligohymenophorea, Peniculida, Parameciidae. The record is from RefSeq and is a predicted model, not a curated record. The transcript has 7 exons.